Molecule: messenger RNA, 1707 nt
Organism: Corticium candelabrum
Lineage: Eukaryota; Metazoa; Porifera; Homoscleromorpha; Homosclerophorida; Plakinidae
Product: low-density lipoprotein receptor-related protein 5-like
Exons: 9
Coding region: 1-1707 (568 amino acids)
Biological process (GO): canonical Wnt signaling pathway
Molecular function (GO): Wnt-protein binding; Wnt receptor activity
Source: RefSeq, a predicted model, not a curated record
AUGAGUUGUACGUGCUUUGUAGCGUUGCUGGCAGCUCUAACAUUAAAGUCGUCUAGGCAAGUGGAAGGCACAAUUCCCGAACAAUUCCUUGCUUUCAGUCAAGAUGACUCGAAAAUAGGCUUUGCGUACAUCGACAGAUACCCUACAGCUUCUGUGACUGGGAUGAAUCCUUUGGAAGAUGUGUCGGCUACCCAACUGGAUUAUGAUGCGUUUUCUCAAGAGUUACUCUGGGCUGAUACGAACAAAGGUGUCAUAUCUGUGGACAUGAUCCAGGGCGGUCACAGACGUAAUAUCGCAGAGGGUUUCGCGGAGUUGAGUGCGAUUGCGGUAGACUGGGUGAGCAGGCUGAUCUACUUCAGUGAUCACUUAGAAGAAAUUUUGGGAGUGGCAAGGUUAGAUGGUCGAUACAUCAAGACACUACAAGAAAGUGUGGCUGUUUCUUCCAUUGCUUUGGAUCCAGAAAAUGGAAUUAUGUACUGGACAGACGAAAAACUCAUCAGCAGCAAUGACAAAGCAAGAAUAGUAAGAUCAUAUAUGAACGGUCAUAUGCAGCCACCUCCCUUUCAGACAUUUGAUGACACGACCAAAGUCAGAGGUCUAGCACUACAGAAUUCAAACACAGUGUACUGGGCACAAUACUACUCGUCAUUUCUUUCUUCUGGUUGGACGAUCAAGAGAAAAGAUACUUCUAGUAUUUUGGCAACGACAGUGACUACUCUAACAGAAAACACGUUCUAUCAAAUGGUUUUACACUCUGGUUUCUUGUACUGGGUUGAUGGUACAACAAGUGUCACGACAGUGGAAUCUUCUGGGAUCGAUGAACAGAGUGCUAACUUUUAUACGUCAGUAGCAGCACUGACAGGUGUUAUGGUGUACAACUCAACUCGUCAAGGAGGUUCAAACACGUGUUCGUCGUCUAGUAAUUGCGGUCAACUAUGCCUCCCAACACCCAACUACCGAGUCUGCGCCUGCGCUUACGGCAAUUUACAGGCAAAUGGAAGCUGUGAAGCGCCUGAAGACUACCUUAUGGUGACAACCGAUACCGUUAUUCGGGCUUUCGACACAAAUAUUACCAAAGACAGACUGAAUGACGUCACGGCACCGCGCAUGAUUGGAAGUGGCGCGGAAACCCUCGAAUACGAUCAGAACACAGACACCAUUUUGUAUUGCGAUCACAUGUUAGGCAACCUAGUUGGACUGGAACCGGACGGGAGCUCGAGAACGCUUAUUAGAUGGAUGGGAACACGAGUGCGCGGACUAGCAGUGGACUGGAGCAGCGACCUCAUAUAUUACACCGACGAGGAGACGCAGUCUAUUAACGUGGUGAGCAGAGAUGGAAAGAAAAGAGCAAUAAUAUUGGACUUGAACGGGUCAAGCUCUCCGACAGAGAUAGUUGUAGAUCCAGAGUCUAAGAUGAUGUUUUGGCUCGAGUCGUACUUGUUAGUUCACAGAAUCGACAAGUCUCCCAUGACGGGAAUACAGUCGAGUGACCCUGUUUUUCCCAAAUCGUUUGCAGUCUCGACAAGUGUCAAUGCGCUGGCGUUCAGCACGCACAGCAAGAGAUUGUUUUGGACGUCUACAAAUAACUACCUAGUCACAGAGACUUUUACGAUCGAGUCUUGUGAUCAAGCAGGAAACAAUGUUAUAGUGCACGCCGAUGGAUCCGACAGCAUUGCAAUUCCUUUUGGAGAGGUCAAAGUCUGUUAG